AUGGCCGAUUCGGAUUACGAUUUUGAGGGGGAGGGCUCUGACGACGAGUACAUUGGCACAAGGAGUGGUCCCUCCACCACACGCGCGCAAUCUACAGCACCUGGCAAGAGGCGGAAAGCGGAGGUACCUGUAAAGGAACCACCGAAGCGGCAGGCAUGGGAGACAGAGGACUCACGGACGGUCGCGAAAACGACGCAACUGGCAGAGGACGAUACAAUGGGGCUAAGCGUGCAAGAACGGGAAGAAGAGAGGAAACGAAAGCGGCUACGGAAAGACACAAAGCCCUUCCAGCGAGGCAUUAUCCGCCAUGUAGUCCUAGUGCUUGACCUCUCGGAGGCAAUGAUGGAGAAGGACAUGCGACCGAACCGCUUCAUCACGAUGAUCAACUACACGCAAGACUACAUCCGCGAAUUCUUCGAGCAAAACCCCAUAUCACAGAUGAGCGUCCUCGGCAUGCACGACGGCGUCUGCAUACGAGUUUCGGAGCUGUCAGGCAACCCGGCAGAACACGUCGCAGCGAUACAAGGCUUGAGGAGUAAAGACGAUGGCAAAGAGCCCAAGGGCGCACCCAGUCUACAGAACGCGCUGGAGCUGGCAAGAGCGACGCUAUAUCACACACCAAGCCACGGUACACGAGAGGUCAUCGUCGUCUUUGGCAGUUUGUUGAGUUUGGACCCGGGGGACAUACACCAGACGGUCAAGGCCUGCGUACGAGACAAAAUUCGCGUCAGCGUCAUCGGUAUGGGCGCACGCCUCAAAAUCUGCACAGAGAUUGUAACAAGGACAAAUGCCGGCGACGACUCCGAAUACACCAUCGCAACCGACCAAGAGAUGCUCAAGGAGCUCCUCCUCGCCACCACAACACCACCCGUAAUCCGUACGUCGGCACCCGCCGUCGCAGCAGCAGCCCCACAAGCCCCCGAGUCCGCAGCAGCGCUCAUGAUGAUGGGCUUCCCGUCGCGAGUCGUAGAAGACGAACUGACAAUGUGCGCGUGCCACGGCAACCUCACAAUGGGCGGCUACACAUGUUCUCGCUGCAGCGCCAAAGUGUGCUCCUUGCCUAUUACUUGCCCAUCAUGCCAGCUCACACUUCUCCUCUCCACCCAUCUUGCACGAUCUUACCACCACCUCUUUCCUCUCCGCAACUGGUCCACUGUAUCCUGGUCGCGCGCCCGCGAGAAGGGUAGCACGCAAUGUGUGGGCUGCCUGGUUUCUUUUAGCAAUCCGCCGAGUAGCAAUAGACAGAGGAGUGAGGCUGAACAGAACGGCGAAAUCAAUGGCACGAAGAGGGAUGAGGAAGACAGUGAGGCGCAAAAGGCUAGUGAGAGUGGGAGAUUAUCAGAAUACCCGGUCAAGCGUGCUCGUCUUUACACGUUCUUCACAAGUCAGCAUGACGCAUCAAAUGCGUCCAAAGAGCCCCAAAAUGGUAUACGCUAUGCCGGGCAAAAGCCAUCAUAA
This is a messenger RNA of Alternaria rosae, 1458 nucleotides long. Its product is annotated as Ssl1-like-domain-containing protein. Gene Ontology annotation, cellular component: transcription factor TFIIH holo complex; transcription factor TFIIH core complex. The record is from RefSeq and is a predicted model, not a curated record. NCBI's taxonomy places the organism in Eukaryota, Fungi, Ascomycota, Dothideomycetes, Pleosporales, Pleosporaceae. The transcript has 3 exons. Gene Ontology annotation, biological process: regulation of transcription by RNA polymerase II; nucleotide-excision repair; DNA-templated transcription. Bases 1 to 1458 code for a protein of 485 amino acids.